Molecule: messenger RNA, 747 nt
Organism: Nematolebias whitei (Rio pearlfish)
Lineage: Eukaryota; Metazoa; Chordata; Actinopteri; Cyprinodontiformes; Rivulidae
Product: C-C chemokine receptor type 8-like
Exons: 2
Coding region: 1-747 (248 amino acids)
Biological process (GO): G protein-coupled receptor signaling pathway; immune response
Cellular component (GO): membrane
Molecular function (GO): G protein-coupled receptor activity
Source: RefSeq, a predicted model, not a curated record
AUGGAUCAGUCUAAUUCCACUGUAACCAUGCCUAACAUCUCAUCUUUACCUGAACUUCACCCCUCCAAGGAUUCCAUUCGUCUUGCUUCUGCAGUGAUGUUAUCCCUCUUCUUCAGCGUGGGAGUUCCUGGAAACAUUGCUGUCAUCAUUCUGAAACCUAACUGGGAGCACCUGUCCGGUCUGAGCCAGAGUUUGAUGCUGAAUCUGGCUGUGUCUGACCUGCUGGGUCUGCUGACCCUUCCACUAUGGAUUGACAUUCUACUCUAUGGUUGGAAAUUCAGCUCAGUGUCCUGUAAGCUUCUUGCUUAUGGUGUGUACUGCAGCACCUAUGGCAGUCAGCUGACUGUGACUUUGUUAAGCGUUCAGCGUUACCUUUUGGUGGUUCACCAGCAUAAGUUCACACAGGUACCAAAAAGACUGCUGCUGGUUCUGCUCUGGCUGGUUGCUUGUAUCAUGUGUAUUCCUUACUUUUUGGUUCAGGAGUUGGUAUCAAAACAAGAGUGGACAGACUGCCGACCUCGGUAUUCUUCUGAUGCCCAGUGUGCGGCUGUGCUGGUGACAGAGACCACUGCGGGAAUGAUUUCCGUUUUUAUUGUGGUGUUUUCAUACAUUCACGUCUGUAGGAAGGUUAAACAGUCAAGCUUUUUCAACAAUCCUCAGACAACUCGGCUGAUUACCAGCAUCAUUGAACCAAUACAGCUGAAUCAAAGAGUGCCAGAUACUGCUACAACUACAGAACUGCCAUAA